ACCAAUGAUGUCAACGAGAGAGACUCCAUACUUUCUCAUCUCUCUCUCUCUCUUUUACCUCUUCCUAUGAAUAUUGCAAUGUUCCUCUUUCUGCCUUCACAUACAAACAAUUUUGUCAUAACAUCUACUCUUCUGCACCUUCUAGCUAUUUACCUAGUUUCUUUCAUUUCCCAUAUCUCCAUUGGGCAAUUAUAGAAAAACAGUAGCUUUGAUUUGCGAGGACGACAUGAUGUUCUUGGUAGAUGGGGGCUUUCUAUAAGUGACAUUUUCAUUGGAUGAUGAAUAGGACAACCAAGUGGGGUACUCAGAAAAGCAAAUGAGUUGUCUACUGAGCUGUUGUUUCAGAUUUAAGCAGAAUAUUGAACAUUACGACCAAAUAUCUGAUUCCUAAGUGGAUCCUUAAGAUCGGCAAGCUUUGUGUUUCUCAGUACUUGUGGGCACUGGAGAAGAAGUACUUGAAGCGGCAGCAGUAUUGUUCAAAUAUCAAUGUGAACAUAAGAAAUUUUACUUAAAAAUAACUAAUUCAACUGUAGUUUUGCAGCAUAGGUUCAAUGUUCAAGUUGGUUGAAACCAUAUGUUGAAAUCGGUUGCAACUAUAGCUGGAGGCGCUGCCGGGGCAUUUGCUUUAAUGGCAAUAUUCGUCGGACUUUUGUGGUUCUGCAAGUCACAGUGUAAAAAUGUUUUGAACAAGAAUUCAGAGACAGGUUCCUCAGAUCCAUCUGCACUAGUUGAGUGGAAUAGAGGGGCAGGACCCAGUUCAGCCACAGACCAGCCUCUAUUUGGACCCCAUGGAGCAAGGCAUUUCACAAUGGCAGAGUUGGAGCUAGCCACCAGGCAAUUUAGUGAAAGUAGUCUCAUUGGCUAUGGAAGCUUCGGUCCAGUAUACAAGGGCUUGCUUUGCGAUACUGUCGUUGCUAUCAAAAGGCGCCCUGGUCCUCCUCGACAAGAAUUUGUUGUAGAGGUUAAUUACUUGUCCGAGAUUCGGCACCGGAAUUUAGUUACUCUUCUUGGUUACUGUCAGGAGAGUGGAUCUCAAAUUUUGGUAUUUGAAUAUCUACCAAAUGGCAACAUGUGCAAUCAUUUAUAUGAUACCGGGCGAGAGUCAUCAACUAAACUGGAGUUCAAACAGAGGGUAUCCAUAGCUCUGGGGGCGGCUAAAGGUUUAUGCCAUUUGCAUAGUCUAAGACCUCCCUUGCUGCACAAGAAUUUCAAAACAGCUAAUGUGUUGGUUGAUGAGGACUUCAUUGCUAAAGUUGCAGAUGUAGGAAUCUCAACACUACUUGAAAAACUAGAAGAAACAGGUCCAUCUCACAUGACCAAUGUCAAUGUUUUCCGAGAUCCAGAGCUAGAAGAACCAGGAGCCUUCACAGAAAUGAAUGAUGUUUACAGCUUCGGGGUGUUUCUCUUUGAGCUUGUAACUGGACAAGAGGCUUCCCGUAUUGCCUCCUUGGGAUCUUAUGAAGCCUUAAUUGAAUGGGUGCGAUCAAGAUUGAGUUUAAACGAUUUUGUGGACCGUCGACUGGUGGGAACUUUCACUACAGAUGGAAUCAGGGACUUGAUCAGGUUGACUCUACAAUGCAUGAGCUCUCCUAGUAGAAGGCGACCAAAAAUGGAAAUGGUUAUGGUUGAACUUGAACGGAUUCAUGAGAAAGAGAUGGCAUUAACAACAUUUAUGGGCGAGGGAACUGCUACAAUUACUCUAGGUAGUGAAUUAUUUACUUAAAAAUGAAGUGAGAUUUGAUUGGUGCCUGUGUUUGAGCCAAGCUUAAGCAUAAACAACCACCAUCAACAAUUUGAUUAUUUAUAAUAUUAUUUGGGAAGGGGUGUUUUGGUUCCUGUAAAGGGAUUGAUAUGUAAGUAUAAAUGAGCGAUGCAACAUUUUA
Messenger RNA from Pistacia vera, 1883 nucleotides. Its product is annotated as probable serine/threonine-protein kinase PBL15. Gene Ontology annotation, biological process: protein phosphorylation. The record is from RefSeq and is a predicted model, not a curated record. Gene Ontology annotation, molecular function: protein kinase activity; ATP binding. Lineage: Eukaryota; Viridiplantae; Streptophyta; Magnoliopsida; Sapindales; Anacardiaceae. The coding region runs from base 575 to 1723 and encodes 382 amino acids. The transcript is spliced from 8 exons.